AUGACGGGCUACAGCUAUGUCAUUUAUAUCUACAAGGUGUUAAAACAAUUAGAUCCCGAUAUUGGUAUUUCCUCGAAGGCAAUGAGUAUAAUGAAUAGUUUUGUUAAUGAUAUUUUCGAACGAAUUGCCGCUGAGGUGUCGCAUUUGGCUCACUAUAACAAACGUUCAACUAUCACCAGUCGCGAAAUUGAAACUGCUUAGCGUCUACUUUUGGGUGAAUUGGGCAAACAUGCCGUCAGUGAAGGUACUAAGGCUGUUACCAAAUACACUAGCUCCAAGUAA
This is a messenger RNA of Ceratitis capitata (Mediterranean fruit fly), 282 nucleotides long. Its product is annotated as histone H2B-like. NCBI's taxonomy places the organism in Eukaryota, Metazoa, Arthropoda, Insecta, Diptera, Tephritidae. Gene Ontology annotation, molecular function: protein heterodimerization activity; structural constituent of chromatin; DNA binding. The transcript has 2 exons. The record is from RefSeq and is a predicted model, not a curated record. Gene Ontology annotation, cellular component: nucleosome.